Molecule: messenger RNA, 862 nt
Organism: Cicer arietinum (chickpea)
Lineage: Eukaryota; Viridiplantae; Streptophyta; Magnoliopsida; Fabales; Fabaceae
Biological process (GO): mRNA processing
Cellular component (GO): nucleus
Molecular function (GO): phosphoprotein phosphatase activity
Source: RefSeq, a predicted model, not a curated record
AAUCGUAUUCUCCUAAAUUAACUUCUUGGCAAUCUCAUACCCUAGUUUACUCUAUUGCUUCUGAGUUUAAUUUCAAUCCCGUUUUGUUUCUUCACUUCCUCUCAGAUCAAAUAUCGACCCAAUUUCAAUUCCAAUUUUACAAAACCGUUUUUUUUUUUUAACUAUGAAGUUUCGUUACGCCAUGGUUUGUUCUUCAAACCAGAACAGAAGCAUGGAAGCACACUCACUAUUCAAGAGACAAGGUUUUGAUGUGUCUUCUUAUGGAACUGGUGCGCACGUUAAGCUUCCUGGUCCUUCCCUCAGAGAACCAAAUGUCUACGAAUUUGGAACUCCUUAUAAGCAUAUGCUUGAUGAGCUUCGCAGAAAAGACCCUGAACUCUACAAGCGAAAUGGAAUCCUGCCGAUGCUUAAAAGAAAUUCAGGUGUGAAAUUGGCGCCUCAAAGAUGGCAAGAAAAUGCGGCUGAUGGCACAUUUGAUGUGGUAAUCACAUUUGAAGAAAAAGUUUUUGAUAUGGUUAUUGAAGAUCUCCAUAAUAGAGAUCACGUUUUAUUGAAAACGGUGUUGGUAGUCAACUUGGAGGUGAAGGAUAACCACGAGGAAGCCGCUAUAGGCGCAAGGCUUACUUUAGAUCUUUGUCAAGAGAUUGAAGCUGUUGAAUCAUGGGAGGAGUCAAUUGAUGAUAUUAUUGUUGGUUUUGAAAAACAACAUAGGAGGAAACUUCUUUAUAGCAUCUCCUUCUACUAAAAUAAUUACAUUUUUUUCCUAUGAAAUUUUUGUUUAACAUUUUGUAUAAGAUUGAUGUAAGUACAAAUUGAUGUAAUAUUGUUGUGCAUUGAAAUUUAGAAGGCUUAAACUACAAAA